Funneliformis geosporum is the source of this 411-nucleotide messenger RNA. The record is from the annotation of a GenBank genome assembly. NCBI's taxonomy places the organism in Eukaryota, Fungi, Glomeromycota, Glomeromycetes, Glomerales, Glomeraceae.
AUGAAAUUAUUGGUAAAAAAAAUUCUUUAUUCAAAUAUUGAGAAUCACGAUUUUAAACCUGGAAAACUUAAUGUUAACGAAAUAAAACAGUUACCGAAAGUUCUUUGGAAUAAAACCGAUUACAAGGUUUUCGCUACGGUGAUCGAUACUGAAGAUUCAAAAAAUGUCUUUUUUAAUUGUCAAAUUCUUCAUCCAUCAGAUAUUAAUGUCCAAUUAAUCGAGGAGCUUUAUGAUACAAAAAAUCCACAUAAUUUAAAAUUAGAAAUUAAACAUGCACCAAUUGUGGGAAUUCCUAUAUUAGACAAAUUGGAUAUUUCAAAUAAGUCUCACGUCAUUGGACAUUAUUUUUAUACCGAUCAAGAUAAAAUUGGUGUAAACAUAUUCACUUAUUGUCUGAAAAAUAAACAAUGA